AUGAAAGUUGAACAUGCGAAAUCACCCGCAAGAGCACGCUCAUUUCAUCUAGAUUCUAGCCCCAUGAAGAUUGCGCACAAAUAUCUCGAUGGAGAUUUCCAGGGUCCCUAUAACAUCAAACUCCCAGCUCCCCGUUUCGAUAUCGGACAUGAUAGCCCCAAGAUUCCCAAUCAGCAUACGGUCUUCCUUCAAUUUGUAAAGUUUCACCUCUCAAGUUACCAUCGAUUCCCAUCGCGAAAUGUCUUUUCGCACACAUCACUCUAUCUCCAAGCCCUCUCAAUUCCAACAUCCACCUACACUUCGAUUCGUCCAGAAAACAGAACUAGGUCGACGAUGAACCAAACUCAGAGGUCUCAUUUACUUUGGGAUUCAACACCAAUCUGCCAAACUAUGUGGGGUAUUUUCGAGCCAUCCGAGUUUGAUGUCGGAGUGUUGCGUGAGAUGUUCAAUGAAAUGCAGACAGAUGCUGAUGAUUUUGUUACCAUCAAGGAGAAUUUCGAUAUUAUCGACAUUCUAGAUAGAAGAGGAGACAAAGAGAGUACAGUACUGUAUCAGAUUGACAUCGGAUCGUCGAAAGCGAUGAAGGUAAAGCGAAGAAUAUCAACCAUAUAUCUACUCAAAUUACCACCCCAAUCAACACGAACUAACAAGUCAUCAAAUCCUCGCCAGAGUCAAACAAAUUAA
Molecule: messenger RNA, 684 nt
Organism: Botrytis porri
Lineage: Eukaryota; Fungi; Ascomycota; Leotiomycetes; Helotiales; Sclerotiniaceae
Exons: 2
Coding region: 1-684 (227 amino acids)
Source: RefSeq, a predicted model, not a curated record